This is a messenger RNA of Boleophthalmus pectinirostris (great blue-spotted mudskipper), 1641 nucleotides long. RefSeq names its product zinc finger and SCAN domain-containing protein 31-like. The transcript has 2 exons. The coding region runs from base 65 to 1129 and encodes 354 amino acids. The record is from RefSeq and is a predicted model, not a curated record. NCBI's taxonomy places the organism in Eukaryota, Metazoa, Chordata, Actinopteri, Gobiiformes, Gobiidae. Gene Ontology annotation, molecular function: DNA-binding transcription factor activity; RNA polymerase II cis-regulatory region sequence-specific DNA binding. Gene Ontology annotation, biological process: regulation of transcription by RNA polymerase II.
GAAGCAGACCGCCGAGCCUUGUGUGCGGUUAGCUCGGAGCUAAAGCUAAAAACAGUUUGUUAAAAUGUCCAAAAGCCAAACACUGAGAGCUUUGGUGAAUGAGCGGCUGACUGCGGCUGCUGAAGAGAUCUUUGCGCUGUUUGAAAGAACGAUAGCGGAGUAUGAGGAGGAAGUGUGUCGCUCUAAAGAGGAGAACCAGAGGAAACAGGAGCUCCUGGACUCGAUACUGAGCCCCUCAAAGAGUCCAGGCCCCGGUCUGAACCAGGACCCUUCACACACUCCACGGAUUAAAGAGGAGCCAGAGGAGCCGAGCAUCAAACAGGAGGAACACACGCUCCUAGUGCAGUCUCCCCCACCCCAGGUGUCAGUGGGCGUCCCAGAGUCCAGUGCUGUUUGUGUGAAGACAGAAGAGUCCUCACUGCUUCAACAAAGACAAACUGACCUCAGAGAAGAAACACAGGGAGAGAACAUCAGCACAGAGACACAUUUACACUCAGAGACUGAGGGAGACACAGAGCACUCCUCUGACACUGAUAAUGAAGACUGGAGAGCUCCACUCAGCUUUUCAACUGCACAGAUGGAGACAGACGCUGAUGGAGACCACGACAACCAAGUCCAGAACUCUGGUCUAUCCCCCAAAUACAAGUCUGCACCAGAGACCAGUGCCACUGUGAACAAUAGAAACAUGUCAGGAACAGCAGAAGGAGCUAAGGGCAAGAAACACCAGUGCUCUGUGUGUCAAAAGAGGUUUGGGACUAAGUGGCAUUUACAAAGACACAUUAUAAUUCACCCAGGAGAGAAACCAUUCAGCUGUUCAACCUGUGAGAAAAUAUUCAACCGAAAGACCAGUCUAGAUAAACAUGAAAAGCUACACACAAAGAAACCAUUCAGCUGUUCAACGUGCAAGAGAUCAUUUACAUCAAAAGGUUUUCUAGCUCUACAUGUAAAGGGACACCUGGAUGAAAAAACAUACAGCUGUUUAAUUUGUGAGAAGUCAUUUUCUCAAAAGUGUGAUCUAAAUAAACAUGUGAGAACGCACACAGGUGAACGACCUUACAGGUGUUCAACGUGUGAAAAGACAUUUUCUUACAAGUGUAGACUAAAUGUGCAUGUGAAGACGCACAGGUGAACGACCCUACAGGUGUCCCAUUUGUAAUAAAGGGUUUAUACAGAGACAUCAUUUGAAUAUGCACCUGAGAACUCACAGAACAGAGCGUGACUGAAGGAUUAUUGAUUGUGUUCAUGAGAUGUUUUAAAGAGCCUAAAUUGUGUUUUGGAGUUUGCUGCUGAAGAUUCAAAAUACAGAUGUUUGGACCAGAUCAGCUCUUGUAUCUGAUUUUGAACCAUAACAGAGAAACAACCCUCUGAGAGUCACAGGCAGCUGCUUCUACACUUUUACAACACACUGCAUGAUGUAAAGGUUUUUCUCCUGAACGAUAAGAAAAGCUGGUUUUGAUUUGGACUGAUUCUCUUCAUAGCUGCAUUACACCGAAGCAAGCGGCACAUUUUCGUGUUUUAAGUGUUUCAGUUUAUUUGUCUUUUGUGUGUAACACUGGAGUAGAGAUUUUUCAGAAAAUUUGCUGGAAUGUCUUUAAAAGAUCUUCAAGUACAAUAUUGUAAGAGUUUUUAAGUACCAAUACG